Molecule: messenger RNA, 3226 nt
Organism: Pocillopora damicornis (cauliflower coral)
Lineage: Eukaryota; Metazoa; Cnidaria; Anthozoa; Scleractinia; Pocilloporidae
Product: protein FAM13A
Biological process (GO): signal transduction
Source: RefSeq, a predicted model, not a curated record
GAUGUGAAAUACCCCCGAUCAUCACAAGCAUUGUAGAAUACCUCAAAGAGCAUGGUCUAAACCAGGAAGGAAUUUUUCGAAUAAGUGGUAAUCAUAAGGUGGUUGAGUCCCUCAAGGCAACAUACGACAGAGAUGGUGAAGCCAACUUGGAACAAGUUGGAGAUGUUAUGGCUGUUGCUGGAUUACUUAAACUUUUCUUGAGAGAACUACCUGAGCCACUUAUUCCUCAAGAUAUGACAGCAGAUUUCAUCAAAGUUUAUCAAGCCCAUAAAGAUGAUGGUGGGGGUCUAUCUGAUAUGAAGGCAUUGCUAGAGAAGCUUCCAGCAUCAAAUUACCACUUGCUCAAGUACCUUUGCACUUUUCUUGUAACAGUCUCUAUGAGUGAAGAGAACAAUAAAAUGAGUUCAACAGCUUUAGCUAUUGUGUUUGGACCAAACUUUUUCAGAUGUGGUGAUGGAUUAGAAGGUCUGCGAGAACAAGGACGCACUAAUGCAAUAGUUGGCAGGUUUAUUGAAGAAUUUGACACAUUAUUUGAGGUGUCUCCCUAUGCCACUACUGACAUAUUCAGAGUUCAAGAAACAAAGACAAAUGACCAUCCAACACUACGGGUACCCAACAAAUCACUACAAAAGAUUGUUAAUGAAAAGAAUGAAAGCUCAGCCAGUGAUGAGGACUCAUUUCAUCUCGUGGGAGAGAAAGAGAAGGCUGGAGAAGAUGGCCCCACUUAUGCCACAGUAAAGAAGCCAAAAAAGGCUCCACAGUCCUCCACUCAUAUAACACCGCACUCAGAAGACCUGGAUAUGUAUGUGAGGUCUGUUUCACCAUCAUGGAAUACUCAACAAAGUGAUUCAGGCCCCAUACCAGAAUCUACCAAGCCCCCUGCUGGCAAGGAAAUUGUACAAAAAACAAUCAAUGACACCAUCAAAGAACACUUGUUUGGGCCUGACCUGACGUCUACAGAUGAAAACAGCCCACACUCGCCAGAGUCAGGAGAUGAAGUAACAGGUCCACCACUACCAAGUCGUAAUUACACGGAUGAGGAAGCUAGCAAACCAAGGAGGAGAAGGAGAAGAAAUGUCAAGAGUCAGCUAGAGACAUCAGAUUCAAGCGGCAUUGUUGAAAACAGUAACCCGCUAAAGAAGGUUACAAAGGAAGCUGUGGACUUGCUCACUAAAGAUGAAGAAGACCAGGUUAAGAAGGGAAGUGUGGUGAAACCUGUGAAGAAGAGACCCAAAUCUGAAGGAUUUGAAUUGUUCGAAAAGAAGGAAAUAGUUAUUGGUGUGGACGAGAACAGCAAUUACAUAUUCAGCUCUACAUUUCCUCGGAAAAACGAUGGUCAAAAAAAUGACGAGGAUAUUUAUCAAGAAAUAUUAGGAACAGGUAAAAGUGAUCCUCUGUUCAGCGUGAGCAGGACCUCUGAGAUUUUGGAAUCUUUGACGCGUAAUAGGGCAGCUCCUCCUAAAAAUAGACGAAGGCCAAGCCUGAAGAAACGACACGAAACUAGUGAGAUUUUCUCAAACGAAGAUGAUGAAUACUCAGACAAGGAUGAUCAACAGAGACAAAACAAGUCAAAGGUACAUCCUUUAGUUGAUGAAGCAAAGAAUAAAAAUGUAGUGUCGACAACACCACCUAUAUCACCUAGAACCUCCAGAUCAUCAAGGAUUCAGCUGCACUCAGCUUCAUCCAGGCAAGAGGGCGAAGUGGAUGAAGUAGAUUCGUCAUCGUUCAGACCCAGGAAGGAACUUCUUACCAAGCAGUACAAGAAAAAGCAUCACGGAGCACCCAUUGUCCCUCCAUUAGAGCUCUACAAGCUUCAGCAGCAUGAUGACGGCAUACAGCUGUCUCCCAGGGAAAGAUACGAUGGGCUCGGCACAGAUGAAGCAUUAUUGUCCCCUAGAUCUAGGCCCCUUACCAUUGAUACCCGCACCAUUCCUCACGAGUGUCCUCCAUCACCGCCCCAUGAGCAGAUAGAGCAUUCCUGGUUUGAACGAAGAGUGGAUACAUCUCCAAAGGGUGAAUUAACCGUCAAACAACUCACUAAAACAAUCGGUCAGCUCAAGAAGAAAAUACGCGACUUCGAAGACGCAUUCGAGGACGAAAACGGGCGAAGACCUUCACAAAGCGAAAAAGCGCCCAUAAAGAAGUACGUGGCAGAACUUGGCCGUGCAAGAAAACAGCUGAAAGAGCUGAAAGAACGCGCUAAAGGAGAAGCAGAACGCUUAAACGAAACUGUGCCUCCGAUGAGCGGACAAGGAUUGAAAAGCAGUAAUAGCGAACCUUUACUUACCACCACGCCCGCAAGUAUCGAACACUCCCUGGAAAGUUUGCUGAAAAAAUUACAAGAGAAGAGGAAGGAUACCGGCAGACCGGAGGAGGUAGAACAAAUGAGUCGAGACCAGCUUCAAGAUGAGAAGCUGGCAGUACAAAAGGCGCUACUUCAACAUGAAAGCGUGUUCGGUCGGCCUAAUAGUAAAAAUGACAAGGAUGUGAUGAGGCCUUUGUAUGACAGAUACCGCACAAUCAAGCGGAAACUUUCCACACCCGCCACGGAACCGCCCGUGAAAGUCCAAGGUAACCGGCCGCGCACUAGUUCAAUCGAUAGAAUGGUAUCUGAUCUGGCUCCAAUUCAUGAAGAUGCUCUAUUGCACUCACCCAGUGGAGGCUCUUCUGCUAGAAACCUUACUCAGUCUCUGCCCAUCACUGGUAGCAAGGAGUCACCCCGGAGGCGUAGUACAGGUAACAUGCCUUACACAGACACAUUAGAUGGUGAUGAUGACUCUUUUGGUGACACAAUCCAGGACACACUGACACUCCGUGACUCCGCUCAGUUCAGGGACGAGCUCAGGGAGGAUGCUAAAUUCCACGAAAUGAGCCGAGAUGAGUUAAGUGAGCAGCUAGAACUGAAAAAAAAAGAGAAAAAGAAAAUGAGAAAGAAACUCAAGACAUUUGAGGAUGAGUUCUUCGAGGAAACUGGACGGCGAGUGCAGAGAGACGACAGAGGUGAAAUGCAGAAUGAUUACCACGAGUAUAAGCACAUAAAGCAUCAGUUGAAGCUUAUAGAGGCUUUGUUGACAAAGCGCCAAGUAACUAAUACGAUGUAAACUUUCGAGAUUUUUUCUUGUGUAUAUUAUUUCGAUUAUUUGUUAAUAGAAACGACUUUAUGAUAUGUUGAAUUUUGUAAAGAGUUUUAAAAGAAAUUAAAAAGUUAUUUUUUGUCAAACGAAAA